This is a messenger RNA of Phlebotomus argentipes, 1074 nucleotides long. RefSeq names its product DNA topoisomerase 2-binding protein 1-like. The coding region runs from base 55 to 945 and encodes 296 amino acids. The transcript is spliced from 3 exons. Gene Ontology annotation, biological process: mitotic DNA replication checkpoint signaling; DNA replication initiation; mitotic G2 DNA damage checkpoint signaling. The record is from RefSeq and is a predicted model, not a curated record. Lineage: Eukaryota; Metazoa; Arthropoda; Insecta; Diptera; Psychodidae.
AAUUUGACAUUGUCUCCUUGCGUGUUUCUUCCAAAGCUCCCCUUCGCUGAAAAGAUGGGGUUUCGUCUGCAAGGCGACUCAAAAUACUUCCUCGUGCUGCAGAAUAAUGUUUUGAAAAGGGAUUCUCUUCAUUUACUAUCCUGCGCUGAGUAUUUACAUGAGUAUCUGAACGUGGACAGCAAUCUGAAAUGGGUGGACGAGGAGUAUUGCCUGGAAAUGGACACAACGAACCUACACUUGAACACUGUCUUCGUCUUCGAACGCUUUUCCGGGGCUGCAUUUGAGCAUCUGGUGGCAAAUUCUAAAGCACUCAUUAUUGGAACACCUUGCUUGUGGUACAGCCUUGCCCGGAACGCCAGUAUUCCUCUGUGCUGCUCAAGAGCCGUCUUCUCUCUGGCCAUGAAAGAUAUUCAAGUGUAUCUGCACGAGUUUCCUGCCACUGAACGUAUGGAAGCGGAAAAGCUCAUUGGCUGGAUGGGUGGCUGCUGUCUCGAGAAACAGGACAAGAACUGCGUUUAUCUGUCGAUUUACUCGAUGAAUUUCGAUGUGUUCGAGAUGUACAAAAAUAUGGGUAGCAGCGGACUCACAAUCUUUGGAUCAAACUGGGUAUAUGAUGUUUGGAUGAAGAAUCACACUCAUCAAAGUGUCCUGGCUAUCGAUACCUUCUUCAAUUUGCAUCGCAUGCCAGUGUUCUUCGGGCUGGUGAUCUCUUCGACCAAUUUGAGCGAUAGUCAGGAGCAGGAUUUAAGGAAGUUGAUUGAGACUAACGGUGGCACGUACUCCAGUACUUUCGAUGGCAAUACGCACAUUUUGAUCAUGGAAAAAAUGAUAAAAAAGAUCAGAAAUUCUCUGUCCGGAAACCACAGCAUUUGCCUAAAGAUUGAUUGGAUCUUCGAGUGUAUCAAUAAGCAGCACGUCGUGUCCUUUGAGAAGUUCCGAUUUUAACAGGUUCGUUCAGCUUGAUUCCACGUGAAUCCAUCAGUAUAUUGAUAUAAUAUACACAUUUUGUGAUAAAUAAUAUCACUUGUGAUAAAAGAUAAAAUUUGUAAUCGAAUUUAAGACAAUUAUUCCUAA